Haliotis rufescens (red abalone) is the source of this 7049-nucleotide messenger RNA. RefSeq lists its product as uncharacterized. The record is from RefSeq and is a predicted model, not a curated record. The transcript has 16 exons. Gene Ontology annotation, biological process: extracellular matrix organization. Lineage: Eukaryota; Metazoa; Mollusca; Gastropoda; Lepetellida; Haliotidae. Gene Ontology annotation, molecular function: metalloendopeptidase activity. The coding region runs from base 579 to 5063 and encodes 1494 amino acids. Gene Ontology annotation, cellular component: extracellular matrix.
AUGAGCUUCGAGUUGCAACGGGCUAGUUUGGAAAUCCUUGCUAAAAAUUGUUGGACUUAAUUUCCCGGCGCGUGUCAGGGUGAAAAUAACUCCGUGUAACGAUACAGUAUGCAUAGCGGAGAUACACCCGGGCUCAUCGGUAACAAUCCCACAACAUAGAGAGUUACGUCUCCCGCUCGUCAGAGAGCUCCGUCAGGGGCACGCUGAGGACAAGGCGAUUGUUCCGAGAGGGCUCACUGUAAGUAGCGGCAGUGAACGGCUCGGGAGAAGCUCUAUUUGCUUCGCUAGCUCGUAGCGCGACUCCGAGGGCUGUAUCUAUUCAGUGGGAAAGCUGAGGAGAGAAAUCAUUCAAGUGAAUGUCCCUAAGCGAUUGCGCUGUGGGAAUAGCACCGUGGAUUACCAGUGGUCCGACGGUAUGAUUGUGUCUCGACGAUACCAGUUGCUUUAGGAUAACGUAACUCUGGAUAUGGAUACAUAGUGAUUAGUUUACCUAUGAUUGUCAGCUAGCAUCUUUGGAGACUUAUAGAGCCACGAGCUCUUCUACAGGUGAUUGGAAGAUCAAAGGAGCCGAUUUAAAGAUGGAUAACUCAAGACUGAUCGACUGCCUCCUGCUGCUUGUCUGUGUCUUCUCUCCUCUCUCCACGGCUAUCAGGCCUCCGUACCAGUCGGGACAGAACUCCCGUGAUGUCAACAAGAUCGCCGGGCAGUGGGGGAAAUGGGGUGUGUGGUCGUCAUGCUCAGUCAGGUGUGGAACAGGUAUCUCCUCCCGGACACGGCGUUGUGAGCAUCCCCUUACUCUCCCCGUCGCAUCACUGAUCAUCCGGGCAGAUGACAGCGUUGUGUGUGAAGGAGGAGGGAGAGAGAUCCGCGUCUGUAACAAGCAUAAAUGUCCACCCAAGGUUGAAAAUGUCCGUCAAAAGCAGUGCCGUAAAUUCAAUGCUAGAGUGUUUAAUGGCAAAAAGUAUGAAUGGGAGCCAUACAUUAACCCUAAUAACAAGUGUGAGCUGACAUGCCGGGCUAAAGGUCAACAUUUCUACGCUCGCCUAGCCAAUCGGGUGGGAGAUGGCACUCCAUGUGAUCUGACGUCAUUUUCUGUCUGCAUUCGGCGCAAGUGCAUCAAAGUUGGCUGUGAUGACCUAGUGGGUUCUAACGCGACGCUGGACAAGUGCGGGGUGUGUAACGGCGACAACAGCACCUGUAGAACCAUCUCCGGCGUGUUUACGCGCCCCGACCUGCCACGCGGCUACACCAAGAUCACCACCAUACCAGCAGGCAGUACCGGAGUGAACAUCACCGAGCUCAGACCCAGUAAUAAUUACCUCAGUUUGAGAACUCGCUCAAAAUCAGUCGUAAACGGUAAUUGGACAAUGUCAGCAUCCGGGAACUAUCAAGCUGCCGGAACUACUUUCAUAUACAAGAAGCAGUCACGUGAAUGUCCCGGAGAAUGUAUCUUCGCUCGGGGCCCACUAAACCAAACCGUAGACGUCUUGAUGCUGGUUUAUCAUCAGAACCCUGGAGUCAUGUACAGCUUCAAUGUGCCUGUGGAUGUAACGGACGCUUACUUCAAAGAAAUCAUUUCUCGUAGUGACGAAAGUCAUGUUCUCACCAGAGCUGCACCACCCACCGUCAUUCCUUCACGUACUGCUACCGUUGCCCAGCCAGAGUUGGCUAAUCUGGAACUGGGAGGACCAACUGAUGUAGAUGUAGAGGUUGACAAGGAUGAUGAUGAGGAGGAGGAGGAUGAGGAGGAGGAGGCGACAGAACCCUUCAGGGAAGAUUUUGUAGAGAGCCACGGUAGACAUCCCCAUGAGGACCUCGAAGAAGGUGUCAUGGCGAGACCAGACACUCAGGAGGAUCAUAUUAGAGGGUCGUUUGGUCAGAAGGAAUAUACUUUCCAUAAAGGAAAUGGUGCUACGGUUCUUCUGAAGGCUAACGUGGAAUCAUGGUCUGAUCGUGCCAACGUUCAUGAGGAACAGAGUCAAAAAGGUCCCACGUUUGUGUUGUCGGAGCUGGGGUCUAAAGGAGAGGAUGAGGGCGAUACAAGUUUGGAGGUGGUUGACGGGGCAGCUGUGUUGAAGCAGCAGAGGGGAGAACAGAUGGUGGAGACUGAUGUAAGGGAUGAAGGUGGUGAACAGGAAGGCGAUGAGGGUGAACAGGAUGCUGGUGAAGGCGGGGAGAAAAGUGAAGAGGUCGAUGAUGGAGGAGAACAGGAAAGAGAAGAGAGUGAUGAAAGGAAUGAUGAAGACAAUAGUGAGUCGAGCCACUUAGGUGAAGAAGUUAAUGAGGCUGGUGAUAAUGGAAAUGUGGAGAUUGAGGGCGAGAAGGAAAAGGUGAAUGACUUUGCUGAUGAAGAUGAAGAUGUCGAUGAUAAUGAAGAGGAAGAAGAUGGUGAUGAAGAAGAUGGUAAUGAUGGAGAUGAUGAUGAUAGUAAUGAAGAAGAAGAAAAAGAAGAAGAAGAACCAUAUGAUAAAAGCAGAGGCGAUGAAGUUCUUGGGCUGGGAGAUGGAUUUAGAGAACGAGAACCAGUUUACAACAGACGUGGAUACAGGUUACCAAACACAGUAAAGGCAGAGACAGAGACAAGAAAAACGGAUUCUAGCCAAGGAGGUUAUUCACCAACAACACACGUAGAGGUUACAACACCAGCGACUCCAGCAACGACUGUACGGGGUACUCUGAACGUACCACAACGAGACAGCCGGUUCCGGACAUACAGCAGAUCACUCGGCCGUUCAAGUGUUCAGCCAGCAAUCCGGCGGGUAGGUCGUCCUUUCGGCAGACCGGGGCGACGAGGAAGUGUUAGAAUUCCAAAGUAUUCUCAGAGCUUUACAUUCCGAGAAAGAUUUAAGAUUCUGAGAGAUGCACAGAAAAAGCGAUUACUGCGUCAAAGACAGAAACUAAUUCAAAAAAGCGAAGUAUCUUCAAUUGCCCCCUCAGUGAACAGACGCAUAUCAAGUAGUUCACAACUGCCAAGCAUUCAAGGAACCGACACAUCAAGGAUACGAAGUCAACAGGGUGGAAUCCGGCACACAUCGCAGAUACAUGGACAAUCUACGACUCCUCGGAGUCACCAUGUGCGACAUCGACAUCACCAUCGCCAGGCAGCCAUUGUCACAACACCUCCUCCUCAAAGAAGGCUUGGUAGUGUUGACAGGAAUUCCCAAGGCCUCCGACUCGGAGCAACCGGUGAGCGUCGGGUUGACCAAGAGAAGCAGAGAGCUGGUUCCAGCAUCACGUUGAAGGCCAACGUUAACGCUUCACCUUCUGACAGAGAUCAGCAAUCCGGACGUACCUAUCGUCGAAAUGAAAACCAGGGGGUCCGUACAAGAGACAAUCAAGGUCAUGGUUCUCAAACCAGCAACCGACGAACAUCUCCUGGUCAUCAACCGUCACUGAAUGCACGCGUCUCCCAUAACAUUGACAGAACUAUCAACUCGAGGGAUCCUGCUCCAAGACCAAAUCAGCAACAAACGCCUCGACGCCAGACAGUUGACCAUAGAACCAUAGUCGACGAGACACUCCCUCUAGGUCACUUUGACAGAGCCCUAGACCCUCGAGGAUCGGAUAGAAGGAUUGUCAUUCCACAACAGCCGGUAGGGGUAUCCACGGGACAGCAGAUCAUUCCCCAACAGCCCGUCAUCAGUUCCAGGCCUCGAUAUGAAGGUUUCGGGUCGACAGCUACUCAGCCAGGGGAGCCACUUACAAAAUAUGCUAAUGGAGUGGACCCACUCUCCGGCUUGCCACCCCUUACACCCGGGGGUAACCAGGCCUUGACGGCAGGGAAGUCCUACACCAGAAACAUCAUCCCGAAUGAAAAGAGGCUGGUGAACCCGACGCUGAAUGGCGGACUCUCAAAUGAAGUACUUGGAGCCACCUAUGUGUGGAGAGUGUCUGGGUUCACAGACUGUACCACAACGUGUGGAGGAGGUGUGCAACAGACUGUCGUAGUGUGUGUGAACACCAGGAACCAGGCGGUAGUCACAGAUGAGAACUGUGCCCGGCUGCACAAACCCGCCCCGACAGCAGUCACCUGCAACACUAGACCCUGUCCAGCAAGCUGGGAGUCAUCACAAUGGAGCACUUGCACCACCACCUGUGGCCCGGGAACCCAGACUCGAACCGCCACCUGCAAGUCGCGUGUGUCCGCUACCCUCAACCUCACCAUGCCCGACAACUCCUGUAGCGCCCAGAGGCCAGCAACUGCACAGACGUGCGAGAUCACCGCGUGCUACCUGUGGAUCACAGGCAACUGGAGCAAGUGUUCAAGUCGUUGUGGGCAGGGAAGGAGACAGAGAGAAGUCACGUGCACGGACGCAGCAGGAACUGUCGUGACCUCUCAACUCUGCACGGUACUCAAACCAGCCAAUCAGGAGAACUGUAACAUGGGGAGCUGCGGCAAGGGCUGGUACUCCACUCAAUGGCCAGAAGAGUGUCCGGUGUCGUGUGGGGAGGGCACGAUGAAGAGGAAGACGAUGUGUGCAGGCGAGAAGGGCGUGGCCCUGGACACUGACCGCUGCGACCAACUGGACAAGCCCCGUGUAGAGAAGACAUGUAAAGUGGACACACCGUGCGGGGGCAACUGGUUCGUCGGGGAGUGGUCAAAGUGUAACGGGACAUGUGGGUACGCCGUCAGAUCACGUGACGUGGCGUGCGUCAAGAACCUGCCUGGAGGCGUUCUGGCGGUGGUGACGGAAGAUAACUGUAAGGGCAAGGAGAAGCCCGAAACUGGGGAGGAAUGCCAGUUGCCGGAAUGUCAUCCCGAGUGGUACAUGACGUCAUGGGCAGAGUGUUCGAAGUCGUGUGGAACUGGCUACAGGACGCGGGAGGUCAAGUGUCUGGAUCCCAACCAACAGCCAAGUGCAGAGUGCCCUGCAAGGUCCAAGCCUAGAACACGAGAGCCAUGCAACACUCAGUCGUGUGUAGCAAGACCAAAACCUACCAGCAAAACAGGAGGUGCCUGUACCGAUUCCUUCUCGCAGUGCCAGCUGGUGAAGAAGGCAAGGCUUUGCAGAUAUGGAUAUUACGCCAAAAUGUGCUGCCUCUCCUGUUCCAACGAAACAUGAGAACCUUCAGAGUACAUCGUGCUGCCUAUAUAUACUGACUGACAGUGCAAGGGACACGUAGGAGAAAGGGUGUGCUGGUGACACUAUAUAGUGCUAUACUGAGACAUACGGUGCUCUGUAGGACGGUCCAGGAUACCUUAUACACGUGGUCCGUCAACACAGUGUGAAGUCAUCAUGGACAUCUUGUUUUUGAACAUGCCUGGUCUUCAUAAAUACUUCUUUACUCCAAUAGAUUUCUAUGUAAUUCAUCCGCAGACUGCGUUCUGGAGGUGAACAAUAUUUACGACACACGUGUUUUUAACUGUGAUCUGGUGUCAGCUGACGUUUAGGGGGAGUGUUCGGGAGUCCUCGCUGGAAGGGCCUGACGUGUCAGUUGUGUGCUUGAGAUCAGGCAACCAGUGAAAUGAGUGGAAUCACUGCAUUUAUGUUCCUCGACCAAUGUUUUGUACAUACGAGCUAAUGUUAUUAAGUUUGCAUGGAUUUGCCUCGCUAUAGCCAUAUGUUUCUAAGUGCCAUAAUAUAGCUAUGCACAGGCCACGCGAUUUGGUAGAAAUAUAAACCAAUUAAUGAAGACGAAGUUGGUCACGUGAAUCUGAUUCCGGUAAAAACCUAAUAUACUGAUGAUCAAAAGUUAAGCAGCGACUGAGUUAACAUUGAAAACCGUUUUAUAUAAUAUGAUAAUUGAAAAAUUUCAUGUAUAUUGAAUUUAAUAAAAAGUUACACUUAAGUACAUUUCCGAACUAAGUUAUAAAACUAAAAUUCUGACCAGAUUCUGUUUGAUAGUGAUGACAAUUGGAUGCGAGGCAGCUGCGCUUUCGAUCCAAGUCCAUUGGGAGAACAUAUCAAUGGAUGCAAUCGUCACCUUGUUCCCUAAGUUCCACUGGGAAUGUCACAUAACCAGGAUCUAUCAUACACCGUAAGGCCUACAUUACUAGGUAUAACAAAGUAACGGGGUAGUCUCAACUUCUGCCACAUUUCCCUUUAUAAUUUUACUGAAUUUACAUUUACUGCCAUUUGCUGAGGAUUUCACAACCAUUUUCACAAAUGAAAUGCCACGUGCACGGUUGAUUAGCCUGUGGUCAUCAGUAUAUGCUUCAGAUUAAGUUGUACUCAAUCUUAAGAUGUACUCAGUGUCAAGUUGUACUCAUUAAUGUUUUAUUAACUACAUCUUCGCUUUGAAGUGCCGAGCCCUGAAUAGAACAUUACUACACAUACGCAGGGUAGGCUACCCAUUUGGGAUGUGGUGCUAGGUGGUAUUUUAACUUAAUCCCAUGAUGCAGUGCAUAUUCCGCUUCCUGUCUGUGAUAACCUUAGAUAAUCUUAAGAGCUCUACCUUGCAUGUACCCAUUGUCAUCAACUAGGACGACUGAUGACGGUUCUGGAGAGGUGAAGGUCUUCUUUAACAACCACAGGUACAAGCCAUAACGGCGACCUCAACUCAUGUCUCUCAUUUAAAUACACAUUUCGUGGACCAAUUUAAAAAUUAAAUAUUUUGAUUGUAAUAUCCAGAGAUCUUGUCUGACGUUUGUAUUCAAAUACUUAUUUUAUCAAGAUAUUACAGGAAAGUAAAUUAACACCAAGAAUGAUAUGCUCUCACAAAAGAGAUGUUAAGUCAUUCGUCGGGAUACAGGGGAUGUGUGUUUAUCGGGACUGAGUGUAACAUUUCACAUUUGCACAAUUUAAUUUUCUUAAUAUUCAAUCCGACAGUUACAGAUUACUGACAUGUGCAUGUUCUGUCAUUAUAUCUCUCUACACUCAGAUUUUGAAGAUUUGUACAUGUGUUGUAAAUACUAUUAUGACACAGUUAGUGUGUUGCUGACGCCAGACAUGGAUCACAAGACCAGUGAAACAUGUCUACAGGCCCGAUUAUAUGUAAGGAGAUUUGGCAUUAGUCUGUACAAUUGUGUAACAUAGCCAAUGUGCAUAUUAGUUAACUGCAAUUCUGCUUAUUUUGAGUCCGAAUAAAAUAUGUCGAUUUUUAGAUUA